Eptesicus fuscus (big brown bat) is the source of this 1155-nucleotide messenger RNA. RefSeq names its product LHFPL tetraspan subfamily member 5 (gene LHFPL5). NCBI's taxonomy places the organism in Eukaryota, Metazoa, Chordata, Mammalia, Chiroptera, Vespertilionidae. Gene Ontology annotation, biological process: sensory perception of sound; detection of mechanical stimulus involved in sensory perception. The coding region runs from base 1 to 660 and encodes 219 amino acids. Gene Ontology annotation, cellular component: plasma membrane. The record is from RefSeq and is a predicted model, not a curated record. The transcript is spliced from 4 exons.
AUGGUGAAGCUGCUGCCCGCCCAGGAGGCGGCCAAGAUCUACCACACCAACUACGUGCGCAACGCCAGGGCGAUCGGCGUGAUGUGGGGCACGCUGACCAUCUGCUUCUCCGUGCUGGUCAUGGCCCUCUUCAUCCAGCCCUACUGGAUCGGGGACAGCGUCAACACCCCGCAGGCCGGCUACUUCGGCCUUUUCUCCUACUGCGUGGGCAACGUGCUGUCCUCCGAGCUCAUCUGCAAGGGCGGCCCCCUGGACUUCUCCUCCAUCCCCUCCAGGGCCUUCAAGACUGCCAUGUUCUUUGUGGCCUUGGCCAUGUUCCUCAUCAUUGGCUCCAUCAUCUGCUUCAGCCUGUUCUUCGUCUGCAACACGGCCACAGUCUACAAGAUCUGCGCGUGGAUGCAGCUGGCUGCUGCCACAGGCCUGAUGAUUGGCUGCCUGGUCUACCCAGACGGCUGGGACUCCAGUGAGGUGCGGCGCAUGUGCGGGGAGCAGACGGGCAAGUACACGCUGGGCCACUGCACCAUCCGCUGGGCCUUCAUGCUGGCCAUCCUCAGCAUCGGAGAUGCCCUCAUCCUGUCCUUCCUGGCCUUCGUGCUGGGCUACCGGCAGGACAAGCUGCUCCCUGACGACUACAAGGCCGAUGGACAAGAGGAAGUCUGAAGCAGCUGAAGGCGAUCACAGGUCAUCUAUUUCCAUGACACUGGAAACGUAGGGAAUAGAAUUCUUCAGAGAUGAACUUGUUCCUGCCCGCAUUCUGUCCGAGGCCCUUUGCUGCAGGAUUAGAACCUGGCGGGCUCCUGAGAAAGCCACCCACUCUCUACAGAACUUUCCAGAGAAGCAGAACUGCAGUGACCACACCAACGAUAUUCAGACUCAGUCCCUCUCUCCUGAUGGGGGCCCCAAGUUCUCUUCCGAUCCCUUCAGACCUGCAAAUUAUUUUCCCUCUUGAGACCUCUCUGUGAAAGGUUUGAGUCUCCCACAGCCAGUUACCUGAAGGCCUCCAGCGAAGGCACAUGGGACACUGCCCCUGGCUCUCAAGGGCAUCUGAAUAGGUGGUGGCUAAGUGAGCUGGAUCACUUCAGGUUGAAGUUCUGAGGGGCCUUUGUGUCUUCUCACAUUUUGCUCCUUAUUGAUGCUCAGGGGUGGUGAGGAAAA